CAUGGAGCUGAGUCACGCCAAUGGGGAGUUUGCGCUGGAUGUGUUCCGUGCCCUGUGCAAGGAGAGCGAGGGGCCCCGUCCCAGCAGUCUGAUCAUCAGCCCCCUCAGCAUCAGCACAGCACUGGCCAUGGUGUACCUGGGGGCCCGCAACAAGACACAGGAGGAGAUGGGGAAGGUGUUGAGGUUUGCCCAGGUGUCUGAUGUUCACUCCCAUUUUAAUGCCCUAACGAAGAAGAUCACACCUCCAGCUUCAAGCUUGACCUACACUCUCAAUCUGGCCAAUCGGCUCUUUGGAGAACAAACCUUCAAUUUUUCACAGGAGUUUCUGAGAGAGGUCCAGAAGAAGUACUUUGCGGAUCUGCAGGCCGUGGACUUCGUCUCAGCAUCAGAGAAGGCCAGACUCACCAUCAACACAUGGGUGGAGAACAACACCAAUAACAAGAUUAAGGAGCUACUGAAGGCUGGGGUGUUGACCCCGAUGACUCGCCUGGUGCUGGUGAACACUGUGUACUUUAAAGGCAACUGGAAGCAUCGCUUCGAGCCAGAGAACACCAAAGAGAUGCCUUUCAAGAUCACCAAGACGGAGUCUCGGCCGGUUCAGAUGAUGUACCGGAAGGUGCCGGUCCUGCACGACCGGGUGGAGGAGAACGACAUGGUAAUGCAGGUGGUGGAGCUGCCCUACACAGACCCCCAGCUCAGCAUGGUCAUACUCCUGCCACCAGAGGGCACCCUGGACACGGUGAUGAGCCAGCUGACCAUCUCCAAGCUGUUGGAGUGGACCGACCCGUCCAAGCUGCGCCGUCAAAACGUGCACGUCUACCUGCCGCGCUUCAAGAUGGAGAGCAGUUUUUCCCUGAAGGACACGCUGACCGCGCUGGGCAUGGGCUCGCUGUUUGACUGCGACGACGCCGACCUGACGGGCAUCAGCGGCGACGGAGGGCUGUUCCUGUCAGCGGUGGAACACAACGCGUGGUGCGAGGUGAACGAGGAGGGAACGGAGGCGGCGGCGGCCACGAGUGACAGGAAUAUGGAAAGAUGUUUAAAACCCCCCGAGCCGCUCUUCAAGGCAGACCACCCCUUCCUCUUCCUCAUCAAGUACCAGCCCACGCGCAGCAUCCUCUUCCUCGGCCGCUACUGUGGGCCGCAGUGAGGAAGGAAUCGGAGGAGAUAUUGGGCAUUUCUCAAAACUCUAGUGCGCGCACUUCCAAGUGUAUCAGCCUAAUUAGCCAUGCCCAGUGAUUGGAUACUCUUUGUUGAACUCUGCGGAGUAUCCAAUCACAGUGGGUGUGACUAAUAAAGAGUAUCCAAUCACUGGGCGUGGCUAAUAAAGAGUAUCCAAUCACUGGACGUGAUUAAUUCGGCUUAUACACUUGGAAGUGCGCGCACUAGAGUUGAGAAAUGCCCUUUGUUUUUCAACCAAGUAACGCUCAGCUCCACCCCACUAUACCAAGCACACUCCUACUUGGAGGAGAUCAUUACCAACCAAACUCUCCACUCCCACGAUCUCAUGCAUGCUGCCCAGAAGAAAAUAGAUUAAAGCCGCUAUACCAACCAUACUCUCCACUCCCACAAUCUCAUGCAUGCUGCCCCUACACCAUCCAUAUGCAUGCAUGCUCCCCUACACCAUCAUACUGUAUAUGCAUGCUACCCUGAUGCAUUCAUGUGACCCAGAUGAAAAUAACUUUAGGUUACUAUACUGUGCUAACCUUACUCUCCCCUGCCAAAUACCAUGAGUCCUGUCAAGAAGAACAAUAUAGUCCCCUGUAUCAACCAUACUCUCCCCUGCCACACUCCUGCCUAUGUAUGUUGCCCAGAAGAAAAUAUCUUUAUGCUAUGCUACCGUACUUUCUCCCCUCCCACACCUCUCCCCUCCUGCCCAGAAGAAAAUAUCUUUAUGCUAUGCUACCGUACUUUCUCCCCUCCCACACCUCUCCCCUCCUGCCCAGAAGAAAAUAUCUUUAUGCUAUGCUACCGUAC
Messenger RNA from Engraulis encrasicolus (European anchovy), 1977 nucleotides. Its product is annotated as leukocyte elastase inhibitor-like. Gene Ontology annotation, biological process: negative regulation of endopeptidase activity. The transcript is spliced from 7 exons. The record is from RefSeq and is a predicted model, not a curated record. Bases 2 to 1150 code for a protein of 382 amino acids. Lineage: Eukaryota; Metazoa; Chordata; Actinopteri; Clupeiformes; Engraulidae. Gene Ontology annotation, molecular function: serine-type endopeptidase inhibitor activity.